Messenger RNA from Nilaparvata lugens (brown planthopper), 2012 nucleotides. Its product is annotated as cytoglobin-2. The record is from RefSeq and is a predicted model, not a curated record. NCBI's taxonomy places the organism in Eukaryota, Metazoa, Arthropoda, Insecta, Hemiptera, Delphacidae. Gene Ontology annotation, molecular function: heme binding; oxygen binding.
GGUCCGUUUAACCGUACGGUGUUCAAAAACUUCGCGAACCAAAACCCGAGAGUUGAAACGAGACAAAGAGCGGAAAAUUGUGAGAGAGAGAAACACAUCGAACCACCCAACAACAUUUCCAGAGAGAAAGUUUUCAUAGAGACCAUGUGAUCAUCUGCAACCACUCUCCAUCUGAACCACUCUGAGCAACUCUGAAAAUGGGCAACUCCGAUUGAAUUUGUGGGCAACUUUGAGCAACUUUCCGUCUAAAAAUGGGCAACACCGCCACAGCAAGACGCAACUCGGUGCUAACAAAACAGGAGAGCUCAAGCAGUGACGGAAAUCACGGACGUAUCACGUCCGGCAGCCGUCAGAACACGAUCACUGUCACGGAAGAGGAGCCACCCCAGCCUGUCAGUGCUGCCUCCAGUGAAGCUACCGCCUCCACACCGCCUCCGAGCUCGGAUCCGCCCCCGCAGCCUCUAACCGCCGCCCAGAAGCAGAUACUGCAGGAAACUUGGAGGGUGUUGGAGGAUGAUAUCGCCAAAGUCGGUGUGAUAACUUUUAUUAGAUGGCAUUCGUACAGAAGGCAGUUGCAAGACUGGAUGAACCAGAAAAACUAGAUUCUCUAUUGAGAGAACUAGGGAAGAAACAUUUCACGUACGGAGCCAAACACAAGUACAUUGAUCUGAUAGGUCCGCAAUUCAUCCAGGCGAUCCGGCCCUCCCUGGAGCAGCAAUGGACGGCGGAGACGGCGGCUGCAUGGACGGCGCUGUUCGCGCACAUGGGCGCCAUCAUGAAGGCGGAAAUGGUGGGCGCCGAGGAGGAGGCGAACCGCGCCAAGGCCGCCCAAUAGCAGCAGUCCGGCCGGCGGCCUUCGCUCUACAAGCGGCGCUGGAGUCUCGCACGCAAACAAUAACAGGAUGGUGAUAACAGCAUCUAUUCAGUUCUACAGACAAAAUCAUUGGACAUGUGAAACUAGUUUUAUUUACAACUAGUUAAUUCUUCAACGGAACAGUGAUUUUCAUUGAAGCGUGGUUCAGUACGACACUAAAAAUACAAUAUUGACAUUCGGAGAAUUGUAUUAUAAAUUAUUGUGAAAGAUGUGAACAACCAGAAACGACAAUAAACUGUUAAUCUGUGUUGAAAAUAGCUGUUAAUCUACUCCAAAUUUAUGAAAUUUGUGGCAGGUGAACAACCAAAAACGAAUAAAAACUGUUGAUCUGUGUUGAGAAUAGCUCUUAACCUACUUGGAAUUUAUAAAUUUUGUGAACCAUAAACGAGAAUAAACAGUUAAUUUGUGUUGAGAAUAGAUUUUAAUCUACUAGGAAUUUAUAAAAUUUGUGGCAGGUGAACAACCAAAAACGAGGAAAACCUGUUAAUCUGUGUUGAGAAUAGCUCUUAACCUACUUGGAAUUUAUAAAUUUUGUGAACCAAAAACUAGAAUGAACUGUUAAUAUGUGUUGAAAAUGGCUUCUAAUCUACUUGUAAUUUAUAAAAUUUGUGGCAGGUGAACAACCAAAAACGAAUAAAAACUGUUGAUCUGUGUUGAGAAUAGCUCUUAACCUACUUGGAAUUAAUAAAUUUUGUGAAGCAAAAACUAGAAUGAACUGUUAAUCUGUGUUAAAAAUAGCUCUUAAUCUACUUGGAAUUUAUAAAUAUCGUAAGACGGAAACAACCAGAGACGAUAAUAAACUGUUAUCCUGUGUUAAGAAUAGCUGUCAAUCUACUUGAAAUUUAUACAUUUUCUAUUCCAUGAUAUAGGUAUUUUGAUGAAAAAAUGUUACAUAAUAAAUUAAGAUACACUGAUUGGAGUGGAAUUGACAAUAACAUGGUUUACAUCAGUGUUUCUCAAUUCCAGUAUUUCAUAAUUACAUCAGAGUGUUUCUAAAGAACCAGAUCGUGAAUAAACUGUUGAUCUGUGUUGAAAAAAGCUGUUGAUCUGAAAAAAUCUGUUAAUCUACUUGUAAUGUAUAAAUUUUGUGAGAGGUAGGUGAACAACCAGAAAUGAGAAUAAACUGGUUAUCUGUGUU